UACCAACUAUUUCAACCGUAGUGCAGCACGGGUAUUUGCUAGUAUAUACAUAAAGAUGACCCACAUUGCUUACCAACAGAAGACACCUACUAGCCGCCUACAAACUCUCUUUCUUAUCUUGUUAAUAUUUUCUAGGAAGCUUAUUUAUUUAUAUCUCUACGGUAGACGUGCGAUAGAUAACGUAGUCACUAUAUUUGUAUUGAACACAUUUUACUUAUGGUUUCCUGUUUUUGUUUAUUGUUGGACUAAACAGUUACAGAGUGUCAGUAAAAUAAUAGUAAGAAGAAACACGAUUUGGGGGUCAACUCUAUUUAAGCUUUACUUUUAAAAGUUUAUUUUGUGCUCCGAAAAAAAAAGUCUGUAUGAAUCUGCCAAGAAUAUAUCUAGACUCAAAGUAUCAUACAAAUAAUUUCAUUCUUCUGUAGAGACAACACCAGCACCAUUCACUAAAUGGUUUAAAGUAAACUUGGAAGUACGAGACCAAGUACCCCAGUGAAACUAGUUGACUUGAGUUGAUACAGUUCCGUGUGUCUCUGCCUGGAGUGUUGUUUCUGCUGGUUAGACCACACCCGCAUAAGCCAUUGGAUACAUAAAGUGAUAGGCUUAACAUUAAUACCACUAGGACCUUUUGAUCUCUAGGAACUUUUAAACUUAGAAAUAGAUCAACAAUCAAGCUAAAGUGGACCUUUGAUUUACUGGAAAACUCAACGUAUAUUCAACUUCUUUUAUAUUCCCACUGUUUCCAUGGUUAUAUUAUGGUAUCCUCAGAAACAGAGUUAAUUACACAUCCAUUUCUCUGUAUAUUUAUAAGAGAGUUUGAAAUGUUUAGAUGAUAUGUACAAGGUAAUGCAACGGAAGGAUAAGCAUGACAGACGACAAGCUUGCUGAUAAACGUUCUAAGUAUUCUAGUCAGUUCGAGACUGAGGCAAUAGAAGGCGAUGAAGCAGAUUUACACAAAUGUCUUACAACCUGCAACAAGAACCCAGGCCAUACAGACUUCAUCCCCGUCAGGAAAUUUAGCCUCAAGGAUUUGCCCGAACCAUAUCGCUUUGAUGAUGUGUUUGAUUACAUCAAUGUUUUAAGUGAUUUGACAGUCAGAGUACACGUUCAACAUGGCUGUGCAGCUAGGUCAGACAAUCCAUUCAAAGGCAAAGCUCGAUUCCGAACCGGAACGGGAAAAGUCUCGAAUGUUUGUAAAUAUGUCGAUGGGCUAGAUAAAUACGAAAGGCAAAACGUUAACAACCGGAAGUGCCCGUGCCCCAAAUGUCAACCAUCCGACACCCCCAGCCAUGUAUGGUGGGAGAUAACUAUCGAAACAGCUGCACAUGUAGUUUCUGAGGAAACUGACACGGCCAAGGUUACCCUGAGAUUUUUUUUCGAUAGCGAAGACAGCCGAUUUGUUGUUUUAGACCACGUGAGCAUCAGUGAAUUCAGUAAAGAAAGGGACAGAUGCCAGAUAAAAUGUGUGACUUGUGAUGAAAGUAUCGGAAAACGGCUGGAAGAUUUAAAUGAAAAAAUUGACGACCUCUGGCGCACAACUUACUAUAAGUACUCCUCUCUUAAAGAUGUUGACAGAUUAGCCAUAAUUAUUUCUCACCCCCACGGGUGUGCCAAACAGAUCAGCAUUGGUCGUUGGACUAGCAGAACCAAAGUGGGCGAGUGUUACAGUCAGUUCACCUAUACGACUUGCACCUGUCCUGGAAGCAGCGGGGCUUAUGUACUUCUGAUAGGAUAUUCUGGCCUCCGCGGGAAGGAUCCGAUUCUCCACCAAGGAUCAGAGAACUCCGGGUUAAAUCGUAGUGCAAUCGGGUGGGUGUUACCUGCAAAGGUGUGAGAAUGUCACCUUCAAUUUAGAAAGAAAUGAUGAGGUGAUGCCUUCAAUUUGGAAGGAUACUAUUGAGUAAUGAAAACGUCGCCAUCAAUCAGGAAAGGAAAAAAAAGGAUGAAGUGAUGAAGACAUGAACUCGUUGGAUAGAAACAAUGAGAUGAUAAAACGUUCUACCUCUUUAUUUUAUUCAUGAUGUGAAUGAGGAGUGGAUGGAGAUUUUUAAACUGUAGACAUCAAGAUUGUUUAAAUACGACGUAGCUUAAAUGAUUACUCGUCGAGCGUUUACAUUUAAAAUGGAAAUAAUAACAAUACUUUUACCGGUACACUUUAGAUCUGUCAAUAACAGUCAUGUCGAAAUUAGGUCUACCUGAUCUUUACCAUGAGGUCCUACGUCAUAACAGUGAGUGUUUUUAAUGAGCCAUCUGGCCGUUAUUACUAAACGAGUUGUCUGUGUGAAACUUAAAAACAAAUUAUUAUUAUAUUUGCUCGGCAACUCUUCCAAUAAUAAUCAACGAAAAUUAAAAACUUGAUUCAUUCUACAGAAGACAUUGCCCUCAACAAUGGGAAGUAACCCCACUGUAAUUACAACAACAGGUCUGCUAUUCCAGAGGCAGGGCCGGUAGUGCUUUUGGGCGCCUAAUGGCGAGAGUUUGAAGGAAAAAAAUCGCUCCGCCUGCCUACAAUGGAAUUGAGAUGCUACAGAAGUAUCCUAGGUACCACAUUUAAAGACCGCAUCACAAACGAAGAGAUUAGAGACAGGGUUUCUACAGUGAUUGGACCCCACGUUGACCUGCUUACUAUUGUAAAAAAAAAAACGCAAACUAAAACUGUAUGGCCAUAAUUACAAGGCCUUUGGGGCUCCCAAAGACCUCCCUUCAGGAACAGUACCAGGAAGAAGAAGAAGAGGCAGACAGGGGGGGGGGAAGACAACAUAAAAGAAUGGAAAGGCCUGCCAUUGAAAGAGAUUCUAUCCAAGGCAAACGACGGAGAGGAAUGGAGAAAGACGGUCGACAACUCUUGUGUGUUGCUCUUUAAAUAAACCCAAUGAUAAGCAUCGAAACAGAUAAUGUGUUGGCAAUUACGUUAUUGAAGUCUGACUUUAAGGGGGCGUAGUCUUACUAGGCCAUAGACAUAAAUAAAUAUAGACUGGCCGAUAAAAGAGUUUUAUGAAACGAAAAUUUGUGACUUGCAAUUUUGUGUACUUUAUUAUACAACAGUUUUGUUUAAUCUCUAAGAUUGAAGAUCAUGCAACUUUUCCGAAUUCGUAAAUCCGACUACAAUAGAUAUACAUGUUUUCAAGUUACAUGAAGUUUUUUCCUUUUUCCAGUCUAUAUUUAUGUAUGUCUAUAUACUAGGCCUAUACUUCAGCAUGUAUGACUAACAAUUAUGCACAUUAAAAAUAUUGUAAUUCA
Biomphalaria glabrata is the source of this 3240-nucleotide messenger RNA. RefSeq lists its product as uncharacterized. Bases 866 to 1834 code for a protein of 322 amino acids. The record is from RefSeq and is a predicted model, not a curated record. The transcript has 3 exons. Lineage: Eukaryota; Metazoa; Mollusca; Gastropoda; Planorbidae.